AUGUUAUCACGCGAUCUAUUUGCCCAGCGUUACACAAUGCACACACACACGGCGCUGACGAUGCUCCUGUUGAUGGCCACACCGGGAUUGUCGGAAAUAAUUCCUGUUGGCGUACGUCUCAACGUGAGCGGCGACUUGGAGACGAUCAGAGACAAGUGCGACUUGCUUCGUCAACGAGCUAGCACAGUGUGGGACAGUAAAGCAGUUUCCACGUGUAACGCCAAAACACCCAUCGUGACAGACCAAGAAGAAUACAUUGUGCCAUACCAGAUCAGUGUGGAUACCUCGAAACUACCUGAUUUCCCCCCAACUACCUACCACUUUGAAAAAAUGGCCCAUAUCAACGAAUACCUGAACAUCGAAGCUGUCGACUGUAUGACGGUGACCGGAUCGAAUUGGCAAGUGCAGCCCGAAUUCUCCAGUACAACUUUCCAGGCCUUGAUAGAUUACAGUCCCGAGGGUCCCGACUGUGAAGCGGUUGAGAGACGCCUGAAUUCGACGAACGUGAACUUCGAAAUCAGUCGCUGUUCAGCAGUGCCCACGGAAGAGACAUCGACAGAAGAUAGCAUCCAUCGGCUCCAGUUGACAGUGACGACCGAGGUUGACGAUGAACUUCCGCCGUCCACAAAAUUUUUCAACACACUAACUAUGAUUAGCCGUGUCUUGAAUAACUAUGUUGAUAAAUGCGUUCAUGUAUGGGACGUGCAAGAUCAAGUUCGUGGUGUUAAUAAAGAUAUUUACCUACGGUUUGUUGUGAGAGAUCCUGUCGCCGGUCAGGACGGCUGCAGUGUGCUCGAGAAAACAUUAGCCUCCCACCAAAUAAGCAAAAACUUGACAAGGUGUCGGCAGCAGCCGUCUUUUGGAGUGAAAAGGGGCGCCUUCCUCCAUUAUUGCAUAUUGCAGGCCGGUGAUUUCAUCGACGGCAAACGGUUGAGUUCGAUGGGUGCCGAAGAGGUGGCUGUCUACGUACAGGCUGCAAUCAACGCAAGGAUACCUGGCUGUGCUGCUUUACGACCGGAUUCGGCCGCUCUUUGGCCAUUAAAAAAACAAGAAUCUUACGCGGCUGUCGUCUCUGGACCUCGGACGGAAAACUGCACGCGGUUGCUAGCAAGUGCGUCCUACGUCUACCCGAAGCCCAAGUACACUUGUUCAUAUGAGCCAAGACCGCUGGCUCAGCACAUGAGUCUCUAUCGCCUACUACCGAAAAGGCCAGUCCUCGACAUUGACAUACUGUGGCACAUGAACCAGCACAACAAACUAAUAAACACGCUAAACAGUGGAUACGACAAUUGCGAGUACAACGGAUACAUUCUAUUCCAACAACAUUGA
Dicrocoelium dendriticum is the source of this 1329-nucleotide messenger RNA. The record is from the annotation of a GenBank genome assembly. NCBI's taxonomy places the organism in Eukaryota, Metazoa, Platyhelminthes, Trematoda, Plagiorchiida, Dicrocoeliidae.